GAGCGGGUGCGAGCCAUGUUCUACCACGCCUACGAGCACUACCUGGAGAGCGCCUUCCCCUACGAUGAGCUGCGGCCGCUGACGUGCGACGGGCAGGACACCUGGGGCAGCUUCUCCCUCACGCUGAUCGACGCCCUGGACACCCUGCUGAUCUUGGGAAACGUUUCUGAGUUUCAGCGAGUCAUCGACGUGCUGCAGGAAGGGGUGGAUUUUGAUAUCGAUGUCAAUGCCUCCGUCUUCGAAACCAACAUUCGAGUGGUGGGUGGCCUCCUCUCUGCACACUUGUUAUCAAAGAAGGCUGGUGUGGAAGUAGAAGCAGGCUGGCCAUGCUCUGGGCCUCUCCUGAGGAUGGCAGAGGAAGCAGCUCGCAAACUCCUGCCAGCUUUUCAGACCCCAACUGGGAUGCCAUAUGGAACAGUGAACUUGCUGCAUGGAGUAAACCCUGGGGAGACACCAGUUACCUGUACUGCUGGAAUUGGGACAUUUAUAGUGGAGUUUGCCACUUUAAGCCACCUCACUGGUGACCCAGUGUUUGAAGAUGUUGCCAGGAAGGCUUUGAAAGCUCUGUGGAAAAACCGCUCAGACAUUGGGCUGGUUGGUAACCACAUUGAUGUGCUAACUGCCAAGUGGGUGGCCCAGGAUGCUGGCAUUGGGGCAGGAGUGGACUCCUACUUUGAGUACCUUGUUAAAGGAGCCAUUCUCCUGCAGGAUGAGGAGCUGAUGUCCAUGUUUCUAGAGUAUAACAAAGCUAUCAAAAAUUACACCAAGUUUGAUGACUGGUACCUCUGGGUUCAGAUGUACAAAGGAACAGUGUCCAUGCCUGUUUUUCAGUCCCUGGAGGCCUACUGGCCAGGCCUACAGAGCCUGAUUGGGGAUGUAGAUAAUGCCAUGAGAACCUUCCUCAACUAUUACACUGUCUGGAAGCAGUUUGGUGGGCUGCCAGAGUUCUACAACAUUCCUCAGGGCUAUACAGUGGACAAGAGGGAAGGAUAUCCACUCAGGCCUGAGCUGAUCGAGAGCGCGAUGUACCUGUACCGAGCUACCAGAGACCCCACACUCUUGGAACUGGGAAGAGAUGCAGUGGAGUCGAUAGAGAAAAUCAGCAAGGUGGAUUGUGGAUUUGCAACUAUCAAAGACUUGAGAGAUCACAGGCUGGAUAAUCGCAUGGAGUCCUUCUUUUUGGCUGAGACAGUCAAAUACCUGUACCUGCUGUUUGACCCAGACAACUUCAUUCACAAUGAUGGCUCGGUCUUCGACGUGGUGAUCACACCGUAUGGGGAGUGUGUCUUGAAUGCUGGAGGAUAUGUCUUCAACACUGAAGCUCAUCCUAUAGACCCUGCUGCACUGCACUGCUGUAGGAAGCGGAAGGAGGAGCAGUGGGAGGUGGAGGACUUGAUGAGGGAGUUUUAUUCCCUGAAGAAAACCAAGAAAUUCACUUUAAAAAGAGCUUCCAAGCCUGGGGAAGGGGAAAGUGCAAAAACCCCUGAAGAUGUCUCAUCAGAGAAAGGUGGAGAGAAGAGAAACUCCAAGAAGAGCUCACACUCCCUCCUGAGUUGCCCCAGUCAGUCUUUUAACUCUAAACUUGCAGUACUGGGACAGGUCUUCCUAGAUGACACCUGA
This is a messenger RNA of Indicator indicator, 1620 nucleotides long. It is a transcript of the gene EDEM2, whose product is annotated as ER degradation enhancing alpha-mannosidase like protein 2. The transcript has 10 exons. Gene Ontology annotation, cellular component: membrane; endoplasmic reticulum. Bases 16 to 1620 code for a protein of 534 amino acids. Gene Ontology annotation, biological process: endoplasmic reticulum mannose trimming; carbohydrate metabolic process; mannose trimming involved in glycoprotein ERAD pathway. Gene Ontology annotation, molecular function: calcium ion binding; mannosyl-oligosaccharide 1,2-alpha-mannosidase activity. Lineage: Eukaryota; Metazoa; Chordata; Aves; Piciformes; Indicatoridae. The record is from RefSeq and is a predicted model, not a curated record.